Messenger RNA from Naegleria gruberi, 966 nucleotides. RefSeq lists its product as uncharacterized. The record is from RefSeq and is a predicted model, not a curated record. The coding region runs from base 1 to 966 and encodes 321 amino acids. The transcript has a single exon. NCBI's taxonomy places the organism in Eukaryota, Heterolobosea, Eutetramitea, Acrasida, Naegleriidae.
AUGGUUGAUAGUGAUGAUAUUGUGGCUGCUGAAGAAGAUGCUACUACAACAACAACGAAUCAUUCAACUACAACAAUGGAAGAAUCAAACAAAAUAAUGGAUGGAUCAUCAGAUGAUAGUCAAACAUUUGAUGUGGUUCGGGAUGAUAAUGAAGAAGAACAAAUUGAUAAUGAUCAACGACUAUCCGAAUUGAAAAUUGAAAGUACAAAUAAUGUUGGGAGAAGUGAUGAUGAAUCUCAACUCAGUAAUGAUAGAACAGCAUCGCCACAACUUUUAAACGAUGAUGAAUUGAAAAUGUUUGAGCAUUUGGCUCAAUUAGACUAUGAAACUGAAAAGAAAGAACAAGCAACAACAUCAUCGAUUAAUCAUAAUGAAUCAUUUGGGAAUUCUUCUGCUAAUUUGGAUGAAUCAGUUGAGCAACCAUUGAUUCAUAGUCAAAUUAGUGUUUCGAAUACUGUAGAAAGUGAGGAAUAUACAAUUACAACAAAUUAUACAAUUACAACAACUCACCCAUUCAGUUCAGUCAACAUUAAUACGUCAGUAAUAUCAGAGAGUAGCUCGACUGACGAUUUGGAAAUACAGGAAAACAAGGUUGAGAUACCUGUAGAAGUAUCACUUUCUCCAAGACAAAUAGGAAAAUCGAUAAUACCUGGACUAAGUGCAUUGAGAGGGUCAACCAUGUUACCCAAUCCACCAAUUGAUGAACAUCAACAAAUACACGACGAUGAAUAUGAUGAUUUCCAUGAAAUUUCUCUAGGAAAUGAUGGAACUCCUCAAAAAAAGGGAAAGAAAAAGCAAGACAGCUCAGAUGUUAAUGAAUCAUUCGAUUAUGAAUGCAAUGUUUGGUGCUUUGCUCAGCCACUUUCCUACCUAUUCAUUCAAUUAUUUUCUAACAAUGAUUCUAACUAUUCAAAUGAUAAUGAAGUUGAAAUGAAAAAUGUAAAUAAUACACAAAUCGAAGCUUAA